UCAAUCAGCCUCAGUCUCGCGGCUACAUCGCCCGCGAAUAGUCGCGGACGCGUUGCCACCGUGUCACCGCUAUUGUCGGUGUUUAGUUGUAUCAUAAUUUGGGUUUAAUAAUCGCGAGGCCCACGACAAUCCAUCACCAUGGAUCCCGAAUCAUUCUUAGACCUGGCCAACCAGGUCAUAAAGCUUAAAAUGUAUCCAUAUUUUGACGUAGCACAUUCUUUACUAUGCGCUCUUGCAGUGAGAGAAGAUUUGGGAGCUGGUGCGCAAUCCUUCUCCCGAAAACACCCCCUGUCGUGCUGGCUGUCGACAAUGCUGGUGAUAUUCGCGGGCGGCAUGGUGGUCAACGGUUUAUUGGGGGAGCCAAUUCUGGCACCGCUCAAGAACACACCGCAGCUGGUCAUUGGAACUGUCACUUGGUACGUGGUAUUUUACACUCCUUUCGACGUUAGUUAUAAGGUAGCCAAGUUUCUACCAGUUAAAGUAGUAGCUUCAGCAAUGAAAGAAAUAUACCGCGCCAAGAAAGUAUACGACGGUGUCUCCCAUGCUGCCAAGCUGUACCCGAACGCUUAUGUCAUUAUGAUUAUUAUUGGUACCCUAAAGGGUAAUGGUGCUGGCUUCACAAAAUUAGUGGAGCGACUUAUCCGUGGAGCGUGGACUCCUACCGCCAUGGAAACUAUGCAACCCAGCUUCUACACGAAAGCGUCUUUGGUUGCGUCCAUUAUCUUCGUGUUGGACAAAAAGACUGAUCUCAUUUCCGCACCCCACGCCCUCGUCUACUUCGGGAUCGUCAUCUUUUUCGUUUACUUUAAGCUGUCUUCGAUUCUGCUUGGCAUUCACGAUCCCUUCGUGCCUUUUGAAAACCUAUUCUGCGCUCUCUUUAUGGGUGGCAUCUGGGACUCGCUGGCCAAGCUGCUGGGAAAGGGCCAACCCAAAGAUGAAACUAAAGACGCUAAGAAGACAAAUUAGUGUUUAUGAUACGUCAAAGUAUCUACGCUACGUAAUCAACUGACACCGACAAUGCAAAAAGCGACGGCUAUUCUUUAAGUAGGUACCUACCUAAAUAAAAUUAAGGAAAAAGAAAUAAAAAAAUAGUAAAACCUGUAAAUCCUAAAAAAAAUGGCACAACGACCAAAGUUUUUGAUUUUAUUUAAGUUAAGAUUUGCUAGUCAUAGAAUUUUAUAUAUCUUUUUGUAUGUGCAUGAAUGAAUAUAUCGCACCUAAUACAAAGUAUUGUAAUACAGUAGGAUUAACUUAAUUUUACAAAUUUUGAAUAAUCCACUCUAAAGUUGUAACUUUAAAGUCUAUUUUUAAAAAUAUAUAAUUUUGUUAAUCAAGUAUUGUAUUCGGUGUGCGAUAUAUAUUUAUAAUUAUUUGUUACCUUCUCAUGCUUGUGCCCUGUAAGUUCAAUUUUAUUUGCCCCUAGUAUAUAAGAACAUAAGAUAACUAGAAAAUGUGUUUUUUUUUAUUAUUAUAUUGUACUAGUGAGUACGUUUUUUAUUAUAAUUUAAUAUGUUUUGUCUGUUCCUAAAUAUUUGCCAAAUGUUUUUAGACUAUAGUAAUUUUAUUUUACUUCCAUUUUAAACGUGUAAAUAAUCGCUUUUACUUGAGCACUAAUUCCUAUUGUUUCCUGAGUGUAUAAAAAUACGAGCAUUGAAAUUGUAUUUAGUUAGGUUUUCGAAACGACAAUCGACCUACGACUUCCUUUAUGUAUUUUUAUAAUUAAUACCAAUAAGUAUUAAUAAAUUACAUUAAGAUUACACACUGUGGAGGGGUUGGAAUGGUGGAUUCAAUUUUUUACGUUACAAAGGAGUUUAAUUUAUAUAUUCUCGUUCUUUAUGGCAUUUUUUAUAUUUAUUAACAAUUAUCAUUCUUUUAAACGCCAAAAACACCAUUGUAUUGCUAGUAUGCUGUAUGAAUAAUAAUUCAAAAUAAAAUAAUGUUCUAGCAGAAAAUAGUAAUGGCACCACGCCUACAGCUUGCUGUGUGUAACAACCUUUUUAGUCAACGCCGUCUUUAGCAAUCUACUAUAUUAUCUAAGAAAUACCAAUGUACUUAAAUCCUAAAAUAUAUCUUAACAGAUAUAACUAAGUCUUUUAUAUUUUACAAUUUGAUAUUAAAUGUAAAAUAAGUUCCUCGAAAAUUACUAAUUAUUCCGACUGCGUAACCUAUCUUAAAGCGGAAAGUAGAUAAAAAAUAAGCGAUUUGUGAUUGUGAAUACCAAAAAGCAAUAAGUACCUACCGAUAAGUUAUUAAAUCAAUAUGUUUGAUUAAAAUAUAAAGUAUUAAUUGGUGUAUAAGUUAUAAGUAAAUUAAUACGAAAAGCCUGACCGAUUCGCGGGGUGCAAGCGAUGAGGAACACGCUUUUCGUUUAAUAAAUAAAACAAUGUUAUUUAUUUUUAAAAUUGUUAUUAAAAUAUAAUUGGACGUGCUAAAGGAAGUAAUAAAUUGUUUUUAUUUAA
Achroia grisella is the source of this 2459-nucleotide messenger RNA. Its product is annotated as trimeric intracellular cation channel type 1B.1. The record is from RefSeq and is a predicted model, not a curated record. Gene Ontology annotation, cellular component: membrane. Bases 139 to 966 code for a protein of 275 amino acids. Lineage: Eukaryota; Metazoa; Arthropoda; Insecta; Lepidoptera; Pyralidae. Gene Ontology annotation, biological process: potassium ion transmembrane transport. Gene Ontology annotation, molecular function: identical protein binding; potassium channel activity. The transcript is spliced from 7 exons.